This is a messenger RNA of Neltuma alba, 354 nucleotides long. RefSeq lists its product as uncharacterized. Bases 1 to 354 code for a protein of 117 amino acids. The record is from RefSeq and is a predicted model, not a curated record. Lineage: Eukaryota; Viridiplantae; Streptophyta; Magnoliopsida; Fabales; Fabaceae. The transcript has a single exon.
AUGGGUGUAGGAAGAUCGAUCAAGGCCCAUAAAUUAACGCCGAAGUUUAUCGGACCCUUCCAAAUCUUGUCAAGAGUUAGCUCGGUAGCUUACAAAUUCGCCUUAUCCCCUAAUCCGAGCCAAAUUCAUGAUGUCUUUCAUAUUUCUCAGUUGCAAAAGUAUCAGCCAGAUCCCUCACAUGUCUUGAAACAUGAAGACAUAGAGCUGCAAGAUAACCUCACCUUUGAGGUGAAACUAGUGAAAAUGAUAGAUUCGCAGAUUAAGCAGCCGCGGGAUAAGACUAUUCCGAUGGUUAAAGUCAUCUGGAGGGAUCUAACCCAAGAAGAAGCUACGUGGGAAAAAGAGGAGACAUGA